AUGGAUAUUCCAAGGAUAUUAGAACACCUAAACGACUAUCAUCAAAAUCCCAACGACGAAAACGGAAUCGACGCUUUCAGUGAAGAAAUCAAAACUCUACUGGCUGAAUCUACCAAAAUUUUGGAUAGCAUUGGCUCCGAUAUCAGCUGAAACACAAUGAUAAGCAGAAUCAAUAAUCUUCUAUACUAAAUCCAUCACAAUAAAUCACUCUAGAUUUAAUUUUACAAUUCAAAAUGGCUAAAUCCCAUACAAAUUUUUAAUAUAUAACCAAAAAAUUAUGGUCAAUAGGAAUCCUCAGGGACAAAAAAGCUAUACCCAAGUCUCCUAACCACCAAGAAAUAAAAUUUUUUAGCCUUCUUGCGACACAUGCAAACUCAGCUAAACUAAAUAUUAAUAUCCCAACCACCCUUAUUAGGCUGAAAUCAGAACCGUCUCCUCUUCUAAUUCAAACCAAUAAAAAAAAUAUUGUGGAGAUAAGAGAAUGUGUGGAAAAAGAAUUUUUUGAGCUGGAAAGCACAAGCAGCAGCCCAGGCUUCCCUUCGUUCUGCUUUAAAAAUUUCGCUAAAGAAAUCGUAGUUGCGUUUUCAAAAGAAACGGCAGCCAAACUGUGAAAUUCUAGCAACGAUGACGCUUUGAUGCAAUUUUUCAUACAAAGUCAAGCAAACCCAUCAGCGAUUACCAGGGUGUUAUGGAAAAAAGGGACAAAAAAUAAAUAUUUUACUAUAAUAAAUAGAAAAGCAGCCACAAAAAGGCUCAUACACAACGCUUCAGGGACUUUGACAUCUAAACGAAAAAAGCUUACGACUGGGUUCCGCUAUUCUCUUGCCUCGUUGCCUAGCCCUUCUCCUACCUACCCAUUUAAAUCCAAAAAAUCUUCCAAAGGUGAAAACCCUUUUGGCUCCCCUUAUAUGUCCAAAAAUAAAUCCCGCAGGUCCGAUAUUUUUAAAACCUUUUCCAACGAUACAAAAUCCGCGACUAAUUUUGACAAUUUAAUUGAGAAAAAUAUGGUGAUUCACGGGAAUAAAUGCAAAGAAUAUUUAGUUAUCACAAAUGAUACAGCCAGCUGCCUGGCUAGCGAAAGUUUUGGGAAAAUUGAAGAAAUUGAUGAAAUGGUCAAUGAGGUGGCUGAGUUUUUGACUUAUCAUGUAUUUAAUAGAGAAACAAAAGGACUAGUACUUGACUUUGUGAAGGAUAUUAAUAAUAAAUGGUUUUUACUUGACUGUAAAGAACAUCUAAUUGACCAUUCGAAACAUAUGGAGAAAAGCAAUAAGGUGCAUAGCCCGAAAUACCCAUUGAAACUGACUGAUAUGGACAUUCCAGGGAUGCAUAGGACUGAUACAGGGAGCAUGAGCGAGCUGAACCACCCAAUGUCUGCAAGGGCUAAACAAGUUCAAAGGAGGAAAACAGUGGAAAAGCUGACCCCGAUUAAGAAAAGAAAAGCAACUGUAAAAAUGAAUGAUAUUUAUGACAGGUUUAACAAAAUUAAUGAAAAAAUAGACCGCUUAAGCUCUCAAAAGAUUUCUCAUUCCUCAUUGACAAGGUCAGAAAGCAUCCAAAAUUACCUUACUCCCCCCCCCCCCUCCGUGAGCGAACAAAAAAAUUUUGUUCGCUCACGGAGGGGGGUUAAUUUUUUUUUUUAAAAAAAAUUUAUAUAUAAAUUUUAUAAAAAAUAUUUUUUUCGAAAUUUAAAAAAAUCCUAAUUUGCAAAAAUUGGGAAGCAAAUAUUAAUUUAAUUUGCAAAAUUUAUGUUUUAAAACGCAAUUUGUUUAAAAUUAAACAGAAUUAGCUCUAGAUUUCAUUAUACUAAUUAUCACUUAUAUAUCAAAAUUUUUUUCCAUUAAAAUUUUUUCUAUUAAAAAAAUUUUUGUUCACUCACGGAGGGUGGGUUUUUGGUCAAAAAAUGGCGAUUUUUCUAAUGGUUUUGUUCGCUCACGGAGGGGGGGGGGAGUUAGUAAUUAUAAUAAUUUUCAGCCUCAUCUUCCUGACUUAACUCCUACCCAUGCUUCAGUCGCUAAAUUUGAUAAAUGUCCAUUUGGAGAGCAAAAGCAUGACGAAAGCCCUGUGGUUUUAUCUACACGAAAAUAUUUUUCAGAAGCUGUUGACAAUUACGAAGAAAUGAAAAUGAAUGUAAAUAUCGCAAAAACAAAAAAAAUAAAUUUAUUCACAAAAUAUGGUGGAGAAGCUUUUUGGAGCAAAUUUAUAUAUACUUUUUUUAAAAAAAUAGGCAAAUUGCCUAAUAAAAAACACUAAUGUUAAUACAUUUGUAUAGAGAAUAGUUUCUCUCUAUAACAAAGUAUUGGGCUGUGACGAGCUAAAUAAGUAUUUUAAAGACUCAAAAAUCGAAAGUUUCCAAAUGAUCGUAAAAGGGAUGUUCAAAAUGUUCCAUGGAAACCUUAACCUAGAAUUACGAGGAAGAUUAAGAGCUGCCCAUCAUGCAAAACUAAACUAACUAAAAUUAAUUUAUGGCCAUAAGACCUUCAAGUCUGGCCUUUCCCCACAAUUCUUCAAGUUCGUCAAUAUCACUCUGCUCCAUUCAUGUAUUUCAUUAAUGAAAUCUUUCUCCAUUAAAUUGUGCUUACUAUUGCAUCAUGCAAAAGGAAUUACAGUUAAAGAAUACAAUUGUUAUGCAGAAAUGUUUUAUUUGACGCUUACUGAGUUUAAGGUAGAUGACGAAGAUAUCCAAGGGAUGAUGUCCCAAAUUAGUAUGAUGAAAAGCUUGAUUUGUAAAGACGCAUAG
Messenger RNA from Blepharisma stoltei, 2737 nucleotides. Lineage: Eukaryota; Ciliophora; Heterotrichea; Heterotrichida; Blepharismidae. The record is from the annotation of a GenBank genome assembly.